AUGACACCUCCAAGCAUCACGGUUUAUGAACGCGACGCCAACGUCGUGCCAGCUGGCCGAGAAGGAUACACAAUUUCCCUUGCCGGCCAUGACGAGACUGGCGGCCUCUAUGCAGCUCGUGAUCUCGGUAUACUGGACGACGUUAUGAAACACGCCGUGCAGAGCUUCGGGAAUAAGUUCGAGUUCACAAUGUGGAAUAGCUCGUGGAGCGAACUCUUGACUCAAAAGCAUGAGCCUGCUCCCGGUCUACCUGCGUCAGGGAUCCGAAUUGCAAGGAAAAAGCUUCGACAAGUGCUGACCGAUGUUGUCGGCCGAGAGCGGGUUAUAUGGAACACGACUUGCGUGGACGCAGAGAGGCUCCAUAACGGGAGGAUGCUCGUCAAACUCUCCGGAAGCCAUCUGUCAGAGAAUGAUUCGACAGCCGAGUGUGACCUUCUCAUCAUCGCGGACGGGGCAUCCAGCAAGCUCCGAGCAAGUCUUCGGCCAAAUGAUACGUUGCAAUACACUGGAAUCAUGCAAAAAGGCGGCCUAGCCAUCUUUCCAAACGGCAUACCGAAGCCUGUUGACGAAAAGUGGGGAUUAAUAGUUUCUUCGGGCAAAGGCGUAGCUUGCUUCCUGUCGCCAUACGAUGAAACGAGCGUGUCUUGGGGCUUGAGCUAUCGCGCACCAACGAUUGAAGAGCCAUUGAGGAUCAGCAGCAUCGAAGAAGCUCAGUCAGUGAUAGAAGAAUCCAAGGAGCUUGGAAAGGAGUUUGUUGAACCAUUCCAAAGCAUUCUUGAUGCAACGGAUCCCAAAUCUGUGUCUCGGCUAGCUGCCAGAGACAAGCAGCCUUUCAGCCAUGACCUCUCGCUCGGGCCGGCAAUCUUCAUAGGGGACAGCAACCAUGCAAUUACCCCAUUCUCUGGGUAUGGAGCUAGUCUCGCCAUGAAAGACGGUUGGGAUCUUGCAACGCACUUGUGCGGCUCACAGAGCCUGGAAGAAGCUGUUAAAGCGUACGAUGCUACUAGCAUACCGAGGGCCACUAAGAUGCUCAAGGAAUCACGUCAGCGGAUUGAUAUGAGCCAUGUGACUGGCCUUUAA
Molecule: messenger RNA, 1080 nt
Organism: Trichoderma gamsii
Lineage: Eukaryota; Fungi; Ascomycota; Sordariomycetes; Hypocreales; Hypocreaceae
Exons: 1
Coding region: 1-1080 (359 amino acids)
Molecular function (GO): FAD binding
Source: RefSeq, a predicted model, not a curated record